Molecule: messenger RNA, 2769 nt
Organism: Scatophagus argus
Lineage: Eukaryota; Metazoa; Chordata; Actinopteri; Scatophagidae
Gene: rhoh
Product: ras homolog family member H
Exons: 2
Coding region: 793-1380 (195 amino acids)
Biological process (GO): small GTPase-mediated signal transduction
Molecular function (GO): GTPase activity; GTP binding
Source: RefSeq, a predicted model, not a curated record
UCCACUCUGACAAGCGGAUGCAUUUUACUUUUCUUUUCUCAUGUAGCCUACUUUGUCGCUUCCCCCUUCAACUUAAUCAGCUCGGCGUUGAUAGACAUGUGCCUAAAAUAUUUAGUCUCUGUCUCUAUUUAUGUCUCUAAUUAAUACAGACUUUGGGAAUUUUAUGGUUUCAAAUUGUUAAUAUUUAUUCUAAUUAACACCAGACCGUUUCUGGAGCUUAGCCGAAAGGAUUUGUUUUUUGACAAAGGCAAAGUCUUCAAAGGCGGCAGCCAGCAUCCGCCUGCUAAAGAUUGAGAAGACUGACAAGAAAGCAGGUUUCCUUCCUCUGCUCUUGGAUAGAAUGACGGCUCUCACGAUUGUCAGAGACAAGGACCGGAACCUUAACUCACUGAAGAGACCAGCCAAGAGGGCCUAAAGAACUGAGACUUAAUGUGAAGUGUGUGUGUGUGUGUGUGUGUGUGUAAACCCAACUGCUGGAGAACUGCUGACUGUACAUACCUACUCUACAUUAGGGACAGUGAAAGACUCUGAAAAGAGAGACAUUUUAGGUCAGUUCAGCAAGUUGAACGACCACUGGAAUCUCCAGGAGUGGAGUUACCACAAGUUGCCAAUAAAAAGCUAUGAACGCUGCGGUCCAGACAAGGAAGUACAGCGCGCACAGAGCGAACAACCCCUUUCAUUACUUUGUGGACCGUGCUCCUCUUCAGAUCGACAAGAUCCAGAAAAACCACCCCUGAGACUUUUUCUACCAAACCACAAGCAUCUAGAGGGUUGAAACUGACAGAGGCAACCAUGAACGGCCUGACAGACAUGUCGGUGAAGUGUGUCCUGGUCGGGGACAGUGCAGUAGGCAAGACGGCCCUGCUGGUCCGCUUCACCUCAGAGACCUUCCCAGACGCCUACAGGCCCACAGUGUUUGAGAACACAGGGGUAGAGGUGUACAUGGAUGGAGUGCAGAUCAGCCUGGGGCUGUGGGACACGGCAGGCAAUGACAAUUUUAGACAGAUCCGACCAAGAUCCUACCAGCACGCCGACGUUGUCCUCAUUUGCUACUCUGUGGCCAACCCCAACUCGCUGGCCAACAUCCAGCAUAAGUGGAUCCAUGAGAUUCGAGAUUACUUGCCCAAGGUGCCAGUGCUGGUUGUGGCCACCCAGACGGAUCUGCGGGAGGUGGGAGCGUAUCGGAACAACUGCAUCUCAGCAGCGGAAGGGAAACAAGUGGCUCAUGAUGUCCACGCUAAAGGCUAUCUAGAGUGCUCCUCUUUAAGCAACCGUGGUGUGCAACAGGUGUUUGAGUAUGCAGUGCGGAUGGCUGUGAACCAGGCGAGGAAGCAGGCCAGGCGACGAAUGUUCAGCAUAAACCAGUGCAAAGUCUUUUGACCCUUGACUUGGUGGCCGCCGGAGUCUUCAUGAGAUGACUUUUUCAAUAACAAGCAUUGUGUUAGCAUGCUGUUCACUCAGUGAGGGGUAGAGAUACAAGAACCUAAACCUCUAUUUCACUUAUCAACACAGGGUGUUUUUCACUAACGGAUGUUCUGCCCCUCAAUUAGGCAUACAGGCAGAAUCUCAACUUUUGUAUGAUCCAGGUAGAAAUAUGAAGAAAAUGUUUAUGUUUGAUUCUUCUUAUCUGUUAGGUGAACCACAGUGUGUCGCAGGGAAGUAUUUCAAAUAUUGCAUUAGAGGAUUUGUGUGUUUCAGAAAUGCUACAUUAAGAACUUUUGUAAAGGCAUUUAAAGCUUUAAUAAUGUUGCAGCAUGUUGUUCCUUGCUGAGGAACGCAUCCUGAUGUCACAGUUUGUGGUUGGAUCACCAAAUGAACAUUUGAAUUGUAGCGUAAAAUAAGCAGUGGCCGAGCGCAAAUGAAAUUACACAAUCAAGUUGGAUAGGGGUUUGACGGUAUUAUUCACGUGUGUCAAAAGAGUAAGUCAGUUUUUAUGCUUCUAAAACUAGUUAGCACAUGUUGGCAUUUAUCAGUUAUGACAACUCGGAGAAGCUGAUGGUCAACUUCGCCGCAGCACACGCAGCAUGUUGGCUGUUAUAAUGUUUUAUAAGACGUGACAAGUGAAUAAACUGUCAAUAGGUCAAAGAGUUGACAAACACACUUUCAGCCUAUUUGUUUCUCCAGGUUACAUGUGUUUCUUACAUGUAAAUGUACCAAAUCUAUUUGUUUGAAAUGUGUAGAAGACUCAAACAUUUACAGAAAAUCUAGAAUAAAGAAAAUGACAUUUUGACACUUCAUAUUUUAUCGAAACUAUAUGUCACAUAUUAGUGGCUAUUGUUGAUUUUUUUUGUUAAUAGUUUUUUUUCUUAUUUAACUGUAUAUGUCCUUUUACAAAAUACAGUACAAAUAUUAAGACAUGACUACAUAUGUAUCAUACAAACUGUCCACAUUGGUAUGUGUAACUGGAUUAACAAAUUCAAUUUGUAUAAAUUUAAAUUCAGAAUUCAAAGCAUUGACACAGUGUUGUUUUAUUCAUAUGUGCACAGUUGUUCCUCAUAGUGAAGGACUGUUUGAAUUUAUUAUUUAAGUAGCUUGUUUGAAAUAUGUGCAGUUAUUUUUCCCAGUAAUGGCUGUGUUAUGUCACCGUGCCUUUCUGUCUUUUUGAGAAACUUUGUGUUGGAUUUUUAUUAUAGGUGUGCAUGCAUAAUGAAAGCACACUUUUCAGCCUUACUUGACGUAACUCUGUCGAAUAAACUAAAAUCAGAAUCAUAUAUGUUGUAAAAGGUAUAAUUUAGAUAUUUUGCAUAUAAACAUCUGGUCUGUUUUUUA